Molecule: messenger RNA, 2820 nt
Organism: Chanos chanos (milkfish)
Lineage: Eukaryota; Metazoa; Chordata; Actinopteri; Gonorynchiformes; Chanidae
Gene: ttc27
Product: tetratricopeptide repeat domain 27
Exons: 20
Coding region: 12-2558 (848 amino acids)
Molecular function (GO): protein binding
Source: RefSeq, a predicted model, not a curated record
GUCACAUUUAGAUGACAAUGAGGGACAUUGAGAUUCCCUUUCUCCGAGGAUUUCUCUCUGAGAAAGAGACCACGGGAUGGAAGCAGAAUAUUUUCAGCACUGCAGAGUAUGGUGCCUUGCUUGAGUCAGUGUUUGAGGGAAACUACGAAGGGGUUCUGUUGAGUCCUCAGGCCCUGGACCUGUUGGCGGGAGACCCUGUAGAGGGGGAGAGCAUUGAGAUGUACCUGGAAAGAUGUGUCCUUGCUUACCUAAGCAAUGCCACAGAAGAUAACAAAAUGGAGAGAGAAAUAGUUCUGUUGACUGUUGCAGUGGCGUGUCUUCACCUGUUUGUCCAGAGUAACUGGACUGGGCCCCCGGUGAGUCUCCACGUAGCAGACUUCCUGCCGGCGGUGGCACUCCAGCAGUACUCUGAGCCUCAGACCCUGUCCUCUGCCCUACUGUCCAGCCUGGUUAUGGAUGGAGAGUCUGUCUAUAGUUUGGUGUCAAACCCGUUUCUUCUGCUAUUGGCCAGAGUACUUUUGGUCAGCUGCUCAGCCAAACUAGACAGCUUACAGCUGCUGCCCUGGUGGACUCUGAGGUAUGUUGCUCUGCACCAGCAGAUUCUAGAGGAGCGAUCACCUCAGCUUUUCAGCGUGGCCCAGGGCUGCAUGGAGAAAGUGUUGAAGUGUGAAGCUUUGUUCUCCAGUGGAUCCCACAGACCUCUGGCUGUUCAGUUCCACCUGGAGAGUGGCUACGUGGCUCUGACCUACUAUGAGUAUCGCCUGGCUAAAGAGCACUUCCAGAAGGCUCGACAGCUGUCGGGGCUGGAUGUCAACAUGACAGGUGCACUGGGGAAGAGAACUCGUUAUCAGGAAAACUUUCUCGCACAGCUUAUCCUGGAUGUGAAGAGGAAGGAGGACUCAUCCAUCACUGAGUCAGAAAGUGACCUGACUCCAAGUCCUACUCCCAAAGAUCUCCUGCCAAAGGAUCAUGAGCUCGGUGAUGAUACAGUCCUAAACCAGAUUAACCUGGCAGAUCCAACAGAACACCAACUCCCAGACCUCACUGCAGAGGAGCAGGCUACCAUCCUGGGAAUCUGCACUGACUUUCAGAAGAACAACCCUGUCCAUAAAUUAACGGAAGAGGAGCUGCUGGCCUUCACAACAUGUUUGCUGUCUCAGCCCAAGUUCUGGGCAGUGGAGGUGACGUCUCUGUGUCUUCGGACCAAACUGGAGAAAGGGAGUUCCCGCAGGGUGGAGAGGGCCAUGAUGCAAACACAGACCCUGGCAGAUCACUUUGAGACGAAGACAUGUCCUGUGACAGAGCGACUGAAAGUGUUCUACUGUUGUCAGGCGCCACCACGGUGGGCCAUUCAGAGGCAGUUGGCCAGUCUCUUGACUGAUCUGGGCUGUACCAGUUCGGCAUUGCUGAUCUAUGAGAAGUUGGAGCUAUGGGAGGAUGCAGUCAUCUGCCUGGAGAGGAUGGGCCAACAUGGCAAGGCUGAGGAGAUUUUGCGGCGGGAGCUGGAGAAGAAGGAGACUCCGUCUCUGUACUGUUUGUUGGGGGAUGUGCUGAGAGAUCAUCAGUAUUAUGACAGAGCGUGGGAGCUCUCCAAACACCGCAGCGCUCGUGCCCAGCGCUCCAAAGCUCUGCUUCACCUACGCAGCAAAGAGUUCCAACAGUGUGUAGAGUGUUUCGAACGCUCCCUGCGCAUCAAUACCAUGCAGCUGGGUGUAUGGUUUUCUUUAGGCUGUGCAUAUUUUGCUCUGGAGAACUAUGAGGGUGCUGCCAAGGCCUUUCAGAGAUGUGUGGGACUGGAGCCAGACAAUGCUGAGGCCUGGAACAAUCUUUCCACUGCCUAUAUCAAACUAAAACAGAAGUCGAAGGCAUUCCGUACUCUGCAGGAAGCUCUGAAGUGUAACUAUGAGCACUGGCAGAUUUGGGAGAACUUCAUCGCUGUCUCUAUUGACGUGGGUGAAUUUGGCGAAGCUAUCAAAGCCUACCAUCGCCUCAUGGAUCUGCGGGAGAAACACAAGGAUGUGGAGGUUUUGGAGAUCCUGGUUCGGGCGGUAGUGGAGGAUUUAACGGAUCACCGUGGCGACCAGUCGUCCGGUCUGCGGGUGAAACUUCAGGAACUCUUCGGCAGAGUCUCCUCCCGCUGCAGCACCGACGCCCAAAUAUGGAGACUGUAUGCCCGUCUCUAUGGCAACGGUCAUAGCAACAACACUGAGGACAAUGAGAAGGCACUGCAGUUCCUUUGUAAAGCUCACCGUUGCGAGAUACAGGUGUCUGGUCGUUGGGAGAAAGACAUCAGCACUUUUAGAGAAGUUUUGAAGAGAGCUAUGGACAUGGCUAACGUGUCUAUAAGCUGUAGCAGACUGAAGACUAACCCACAGGAGGCUGUGCAGAUGCUCUCAUCGGCUCGCCUCAGUCUGAAGAGCUUGGCCACCAAAGCAAAGCAACUGUACACGGACGUUGCAACAGGAGAGCUCCAUGAGGAGUUGAGCGGUGAUGUCAGAGAAUUGGAACAGUUAAUCACAGAGUUACAAGACAUCAGUGCCCAACUCCGCAGCCAAUGAGGUGUGAAGUCCACUCUAAAGAAGGAGGAGCCCCACGUCUGUCCAGCCUAUGAUGUACUUAUUUUAAGUUUUAGUGAUGUAUUUUAAGGCGCAAAUAUGACAUUUAUGUACUUCAGUUGGAAGAAACAACGAUCUUUGGGAAUAGAUAGAGCAUAUUCAAAGAAGUUACUUUUUGUUCUGUUUCAAAAUUUGAAAUGAAAUUUAGAUGUGGCCUUAUAUUACCUGUUAACAGCUAAAUGAAUUAUUGUGAUAACAAUUCUGA